Molecule: messenger RNA, 3772 nt
Organism: Diorhabda carinulata
Lineage: Eukaryota; Metazoa; Arthropoda; Insecta; Coleoptera; Chrysomelidae
Product: serine/threonine-protein kinase BRSK2
Exons: 13
Coding region: 376-2862 (828 amino acids)
Biological process (GO): microtubule cytoskeleton organization; protein phosphorylation; intracellular signal transduction
Cellular component (GO): cytoplasm
Molecular function (GO): protein serine/threonine kinase activity; ATP binding; tau-protein kinase activity
Source: RefSeq, a predicted model, not a curated record
ACUAUUGAUUUUCACCACCCCGAUGUUCUGUCCGAUUUCAGUUGUAUUAUUUCUCCAAAUCGGUAAAAUAUGUCCGGAAAAACCUUUGCUUUUCAGUGUUAAAGUUUUCAGUUCGCUUUUCGCGUUUACAUUAUGUUCGUAAGUGUUGAAAUAUGAUUGGAAAAAGUGUUACUCAUUUUAUAUAUGUCAAUAUUACGUUUAAGAAAAAACUCUAUUAGGAAAAACUCGGGAAAUCGUUUCCCGUUCGACUGUUUUUAUUUUAAAAAUAAUGGAAAGUUGUUUUUUGUGGUAUUCAACCAGUAGGUUGAAUAGUAAGGAAGUAGAGAAAUUGUGACAACAAAAAAUAAAAAUAAAUUGACGCUGAAGGGUGGAAAUAUGCAGAAGGAAAAUUCGAACCCUUCCCCAGAGGUGCACCAAUAUGUGGGGCCCUAUAGAUUGGAAAAAACCUUAGGAAAAGGUCAAACUGGUCUUGUGAAAUUGGGGGUACAUUGCGUGACUGGGAAAAAAGUGGCUAUAAAGAUAAUAAACAGGGAGAAGCUUAGUGAUAGCGUUUUAAUGAAAGUUGAAAGGGAAAUUGCAAUAAUGAAGCUAAUUGAUCAUCCACACGUCCUUGGUUUGACCGACGUUUACGAAAACAAAAAAUAUCUUUACUUGGUGCUGGAGCAUGUUUCUGGUGGAGAACUUUUUGAUUAUUUAGUUAAGAAAGGAAGAUUAACGCCGAAAGAAGCGAGAAGGUUUUUCAGACAAAUAAUUUCAGCCUUGGAUUUUUGUCAUAGUCAUUCAAUAUGUCAUCGAGAUCUUAAGCCAGAAAAUCUGUUAUUGGACGAAAAAAAUAACAUCAAAAUAGCCGAUUUUGGAAUGGCCUCUCUACAACCAAUGGGAUCUAUGUUAGAAACCAGUUGUGGAUCUCCUCAUUACGCAUGUCCGGAAGUUAUAAGGGGUGAAAAAUACGACGGCAGGAAAGCAGACGUAUGGUCGUGCGGUGUAAUCCUAUAUGCCCUUUUAGUUGGAGCUUUACCCUUCGACGACGAUAAUCUUCGACAACUUUUAGAAAAAGUAAAAAGGGGCGUUUUCCAUAUCCCCCAUUUCGUUCCCCCAAACUGCCAAAGUUUACUUAGAGGGAUGAUCGAAGUCAACCCAGAAAAACGAUUAACAUUGACAGAAAUCAAUAAACAUCCUUGGGUGACGGCCGGUGGUAAAGGCGAACUCGAGUUAGAGCUGCCGAUGAUGGAAGUCGUUCAAACGCACGUUCUACCGUCCAUAGACGCAGUCGAUCCCGACGUACUGCAAGCGAUCUGCAGCCUAGGCUGUUUCAAAGAAAAGGAGAAAUUAAUUCAGCAUUUGUUAAGCCCCAGUCAUAAUACGGAGAAGGUUAUUUAUUUUUUGUUAUUGGAGAGAAAGAGGAGGAGACCCGCAUGCGAAGAUGAGACUGAUUCGUUAUUGAGAGUGAGAACUGGAGAUGGACAAGAUCCGCCUAAGAAGAGGAUAGAUACGUGUAGGGUUAAUGGGCAAAAUACCCUUCAGUUUGGACAGAUUAGCGAAGGGUCGCCGUUAACGCCGAGACGGACACAUUACAAAAGACAUCACGCUAGGAGAAGUCCUUCGACAGGAAGCACCCACAGUAGUCUUAGUAUACAUUCCCCGACGCGAUCACCGGGAGCAUCUAGUCCCGUGAUGUUCAAUAGUACCAUAACUCCAACUAACACGCAUUCUGGUAUGUCUUCGCCGGUUAGUCAACGCUCAACCACUCCCCAUCACACCCAUCGGAGCUCCACUCACGUUUCCUCAAACACCCACGUGACGGUUACACCCCCUCCGGCUACUCCGACCCAUCAUCGAGCGAAUAGCAGCGGAGGGGCUUCGGUCAUUUCGGGAAUGUCGCUGACGUCACCGGAAAGCGAUACCACUAACCUGGUGACGGGUCAGUAUGCAACCGAAACGAGUCAUUCGGUUUCAUAUAAGGAUUUUGUUAAAGGUCCCUCUAUUUUAACCCCAAUGACACCUCCGGGGUCUCCGCAUUCUAGUACUACGACCCACCAUUGGCGAUCGAGACUCACUACUAUUAAAAAUAGCUUCUUGGGAUCGCCCAGGUUCCAUAGGAGAAAUAAAUUGCAAGCCGCUUCCGAGGAGGUUCAUUUGACUCCGGAAUCGUCUCCGGAGUUAACGAAAAAAAGUUGGUUCGGUAGUCUGAUGACGACCGAAAAGGACGAAACUUUCACGAUAUUAGUUAAGGGGAAACCGCUAGCUAGCGUUAAGGCCGAUUUAAUUCACGCUUUUUUAUCGAUAGCGGAAUUGAGUCAUUCGGUGUCGAGUCCUAUGUCAUUUAGAGUAGAAUAUAAACGAGGUACCACCGGACCGGCGAUGUUCCAAAGACACGUUAGAUUUCAAGUAGACAUAUCGCCGAUAAUUAAACAAUCAAGAGAUAACACCAAAGAACAUAUUUUUGCCAUUACUUUCACUCUACUUUCAGGUAAUAUUCGAAGGUUUAGGAGGGUUUGCGAGCACAUCCAAGCGCAGGUGUGUACGAGACGACCUCCUCCGAGUCCGAGAGCCCAGAGGAAGUUUACGACCGAGUUGAGCGAAAGUUCUAGUUGCGGAUCGGAUUCCAGUGAACUAUUUCUUAAUACUAGACAGUUAAACGUAUUACAACUAGAAAAUAGCGAUUUGGAAAGCGAAUGCAGCGUGUUCGACGUCCGUACCGCCGCUAGGGAAGUUUCUCGACGAGCUUCUACCAACAACAAUACGGAAACGUGUGAACAAAAUAAUCCCAGUACCCCGAAAGCCGUUCGAUCGAAUUCCGAAAAUACGGAAACAUGCGAAAAAAAAUGUAUUACGACAAUGUCUGGUAGCUCUAUUGCGUAAUAUUUUUUUUAUGUAGCCUAAUUUUAUUAUUAUUGAUGAUGUUUGAACGUUAGUGGGAAACGGUUUUUGAAAUUUUUUAUAAUCGUGUUUACUUGUUGGCGAGUCACUGUCUAUAUCAAAAAAAUAAUCAUGAAAUUCGUGUUACGUAAAUUAAACUCUAAAAAAUAAUUUUUCCCCACAUUUUCAACUCAAACAAUUAUUAAAAAAUAUUUCAUUGCAAAUUAUCCUAAAUGCGGACCUGUCUUAUAUGAAGCUACUCUAUCGCUGCGGCAUCUCAUUAGAUCGAUUUUAAAAUUUAUUAAUAAACUUUUUGCACGUUUAUGAAAUUUAAACGAACGUAUUUAGAAAAAAAUAUACGGAGUGUAAAAAAAUUUGAAAAGCCGUCUCACUAAUAAAAUAAUACUCCCUGUUGUUAUCCAUGUUGGUUGUGGGAAAGAUGUACAGUGACGUAAGACAUAAAGUAAUAAUAGUACUGAUACAAAUAACUCAUUUAAAUAUAAUUAAUUAAUCAUUUUCAAUUACAGUAAAAAUUUUUCGUAUUUUGAUAAGCACGUGAUCGCGUCAUAAUAAAAGGAAUUCAUUCGGACGAGUCCAUUGUGAGGGGUUUCUGGAUUCAUUGUUUUAAAUCAGUGACGGAUGAUGGCAACGUUGCCAGUUCAAUUUUUUCUAUCAAAAAUUAGUUAUGAAAUUUCUUACGUAAUUUUUUAUGUUUGAAUGUUAUGUAUAGUGGUAUCUGCACUGGUUGAAAUGUGUUAUAAGCAAAAUGCUUUCGUUAAUUGUGAUUUUAAUAAACAAUAAUUGUGUCAACCUUUAAAAUUUUUGAUUCAUUCCUAUUAUUACAGGGUAAUUCUUCGAUCAUUCUUAUUAUUUACAAAAAUACAGGGUGCUGAAUCAAACAAACAAUCAAAUA